Messenger RNA from Amphimedon queenslandica, 1527 nucleotides. Its product is annotated as splicing factor 45-like. The coding region runs from base 69 to 1346 and encodes 425 amino acids. The transcript is spliced from 3 exons. The record is from RefSeq and is a predicted model, not a curated record. Gene Ontology annotation, molecular function: RNA binding. Gene Ontology annotation, biological process: alternative mRNA splicing, via spliceosome; mRNA cis splicing, via spliceosome. Gene Ontology annotation, cellular component: precatalytic spliceosome. NCBI's taxonomy places the organism in Eukaryota, Metazoa, Porifera, Demospongiae, Haplosclerida, Niphatidae.
GGUAGAUAGGUGGGGCAGUAUUAAAGAAGUCACAUUUUCAUUUUUUUCCAUUUUCAGAGUAUAACGAAAUGUCACUGUAUGAUGGGCUCUCAGUGGAGACAGCUCCUGUGCCAGAGAUAUUUUCGUCUUCCUCUUUCCAGUCUCUGCCCACUGAUGAAGAAGAGCCUUCAAAGAAAGAUAAGCCCAAGAAGACUCCAUUUCUACCUGAUAACAGCAGCACUAGUCUAAACCCAGAAACAAAACUGGCUCCAGUUACAGAGCAUGCUCCACCUGCUCCAUCCAUUAGCUCCUCCUGGUCCUCUUCUAGUAUGAAAUUAAUGGCAACUAACAUGAUGAGGCAGCAGAUGGCAGCAUCAAGGGUCCGGACUGUUGGCAGAGGAGGAAUGGCCUCUAGAGGCAGGAAGCAUCCUCCUGUUCAUGCGUCGCAUACAACAGUGACACAAAGUUCAUUGUUUGAAGAUGAUAUUGCAGGUGGAAUUCAAGACGAGUAUGAUCCUUUAGUUCCUAAUAAUUAUGACGAUAUAAAGAAAGCGGAAAAGGAUAAAGCCCGCGAGGCACAGAACAGAGAAAGAGAAAGUCGUGCAGAACACUACAAGAAAUACUCCAGAGACUCUGACAGCGACGAAGAAGAAGAGAGAGAAGAAAGAAGAAGAAGAAAGAAGUCACAAAAAGGAAGUGCAGUCCCUCCUCCAGCCUUUGCCCCUCCCCCUCCUCCUCCUCCUCCUCCUGCUGUACAAAAACCUGAUGACGAGACAAAAGUGGUUCGUUCCGCUCUUGAGGAACUAAGUAAAUUAAAAGCGCCCAAGGUUAAUCCUUAUGCUAAAAAGAACUUUAAGACAUCUGCAGUUGCGUCUAACAUAAUGACGAAAUAUGGCUGGCAAGAGGGACAGGGCCUAGGCAAGGAGUCGCAAGGUAUCAGUACGGCACUCUCAGUUGAGAAAACAUCAUUCAAAGGUGGCAAGAUUGUUAAUGUUGCUGCCGAGAGAGAGCAAGUGAAAGAGGAGGAGAGGAAGAUGGUCAAGAGUCUGACGGAGAUAGUGAAGAACCCGACUAAAGUUAUAUUAUUGGAGAACAUGGUUGGGGCUGGCGAAGUGGACAAUGAGCUCCAACCUGAGGUCAUAGAGGAGUGUACCAAGUACGGGGAAGUGACGAACUGUCUUAUUUACGAGAUACCAGAAGGAGCAUCCGAUGAUGAAGCUGUUAGGAUAUUUGUAGAAUUUGGAAAGAAGGACUCGGCUAUUAAAGCAGUUAUUGAUCUUAAUGGAAGGUUUUUUGGUGGUAGGACUAUACGGGCAGGGUUUUACUCCGAGGAAAGGUUUUCUAAUUUUGACCUUGCACCAAAAUAACAAUCGCAGACACGCCCACACAUACACCACUGAAUGGCAGCUAAAUGCUAAAUUUAAUAUGUAGCAUACCAUUACUGCUCCUUCCUUUGUUGUUUAUUAUUUUUUGCAAUCACUUUAUUAUAAUAACUGCAUCAUAUUUAAUUGUGUAGGGUAUAAUCCUUUAGAUGACUCUCACUGUUAA